ACCACGUAUAAUUCUAAACCAGAGAAGACCCGUGUGUGUAAUAAUACACACUGUCACACAGUGGAACCCCGAUCAAAGCCAGGUUUUCGCGUCUUGUCGGUCUUGAAGCUUCAAUAGUCGGCGACGAUACACUGAUUCUCUCUAUUCUUUCAAUUUUCUAAGCCCUUGCAAUAGUUAUUUCUAUAUUUUCCAGUGAAGCAGUAAUUGCUUAUUAUAGUUUGAUAGAAGAAACAGAAAAAGCUGAGGAAUGGCGAUAGCUGGUCCAGGUCAACUCAACAUCGCUGAAUCCCCUUCUUGGGGAUCUAGAAGUGUCGAUUGUUUCGAGAAGCUGGAACAGAUUGGCGAAGGAACUUAUGGUCAGGUGUACAUGGCAAGAGAAAUUAAAACAGGGGAAAUUGUUGCUUUGAAGAAAAUUCGAAUGGACAAUGAAAGAGAAGGGUUCCCUAUAACAGCCAUACGUGAAAUCAAAAUUUUGAAGAAAUUGCAUCAUGAGAAUGUAAUUAAGCUGAAAGAGAUUGUAACUUCUCCAGGUCCUGAGAGGGAUGAUCAAGGGAGAUCAGAUGGUAAUAAGUACAAGGGCGGCAUAUACAUGGUUUUUGAAUACAUGGACCAUGAUUUGACUGGGCUCGCUGAUCGUCCAGGGAUGAGAUUUUCAGUUCCGCAGAUUAAGUGCUACAUGAGACAACUUCUGACAGGGCUUCACUAUUGUCAUGUAAAUCAAGUACUUCACCGCGAUAUCAAAGGGUCUAAUCUUCUAAUAGACAACGAGGGAAAUUUGAAGCUUGCAGAUUUUGGCCUUGCCCGGUCAUUCUCAAACGAUCAUAAUGGGAAUCUUACAAAUCGUGUCAUAACUCUAUGGUACAGACCACCAGAGUUACUUCUUGGGACCACAAAGUAUGGUCCAGCUGUUGAUAUGUGGUCGGUUGGUUGUAUAUUUGCUGAGCUUCUACAUGGAAAACCAAUAUUUCCUGGAAAAGAUGAGCCAGAGCAAUUAAAUAAGAUCUUUGAUCUGUGUGGAACCCCUGACGAGGUUAAUUGGCCUGGGGUUUCUAAGAUUCCUUGGUAUAACAAUUUCAAGCCAACAAGACCAAUGAAGAGACGUCUCAGGGAGGUUUUCAGACACUUUGACAGGCAUGCUUUGGAGUUGCUUGAGAGGAUGCUGACUCUUGAUCCAUCUCAGAGAAUAUCAGCUAAGGAUGCUCUUGAUGCUGAAUAUUUCUGGACUGAUCCAUUACCUUGUGAUCCCAAGAGUUUGCCAAAAUAUGAAUCUUCGCACGAGUUCCAAACGAAGAAAAAGCGCCAGCAGCAGCGGCAACAUGAAGAAACAGCAAAACGUCAGAAACUACAGCACCAACAGCAGCAUGCUCGUCUUCCACCAAUUCAGCAGUCUGGACAAGGACAUGCCCAGAUGCGGCCAGGACCGAACCCACCCAUGCAUGGUUCGCAACCGCCUGUAGCUGCAGGCCUUAGCCACCAUUACGGGAAGCCUCGUGGACCCUCUGGAGGGCCAAGCAGAUACCCUCCAAGUGGAAACCCUACCGGGGGAUACAACCACCCAAAUCGUGGUCAAGGUGGUGGAGGAGGAUACAGCAGUGGGCCAUAUCCACCGCAAGGACGGGGACCCCCAUAUGGUUCUACUGGUAUGGGCGGUGCUGGUCCUCGGGGAGGAGGAGGUGGUAGCGGUUAUGCAGUUAAUGCUCCAAAUUAUCCUCAAGGUGGUCCAUAUGGCGGUUCAGGUGCUGGUCGUGGCAAUAACAUGGCGGGUGGGAACCGAAAUCAACAGUAUGGUUGGCAGCAGUGAUGGAAUUAAUCAUAUGUUACUUCUCGGAUUAUUUGCUUAAGAUGAGAUUGAAUAUUGGUAGGAUUGGAAAAACACAAACAAUUGAUAUAUAUGUAUACUUUUUAUUUCUUGUAGGCAUGCUAAGUUUUGCCCUAAUGGUUAUUGCCAGAAAGAAUGGCUUGUAGGCCUGUGUAAAAUUUGUUUAUGUAGAAGGUUACUCUUGUUGGGGGGAUAUACAAUCUGAGCAUGGUUUAUAUUUUGUAUAUUCA
Messenger RNA from Cornus florida, 2049 nucleotides. Its product is annotated as cyclin-dependent kinase C-2-like. Bases 248 to 1801 code for a protein of 517 amino acids. The transcript has 13 exons. Gene Ontology annotation, molecular function: RNA polymerase II CTD heptapeptide repeat kinase activity; ATP binding; cyclin-dependent protein serine/threonine kinase activity. NCBI's taxonomy places the organism in Eukaryota, Viridiplantae, Streptophyta, Magnoliopsida, Cornales, Cornaceae. Gene Ontology annotation, biological process: positive regulation of transcription elongation by RNA polymerase II; protein phosphorylation. Gene Ontology annotation, cellular component: cyclin-dependent protein kinase holoenzyme complex; nucleus. The record is from RefSeq and is a predicted model, not a curated record.